Messenger RNA from Aspergillus saccharolyticus JOP 1030-1, 582 nucleotides. RefSeq lists its product as uncharacterized. Bases 1 to 582 code for a protein of 193 amino acids. NCBI's taxonomy places the organism in Eukaryota, Fungi, Ascomycota, Eurotiomycetes, Eurotiales, Aspergillaceae. The record is from RefSeq and is a predicted model, not a curated record. The transcript is spliced from 3 exons.
AUGCACACCAGAUUCGAAUCUGCCCUCCUCCUCCCCCUCCUCCUCCUCCUCCUCCUCCUCCUAACCACACCCCUCACCAUAACCGUCCUUGCGUCCACUUCCACCUCACCAUCGAUCUCCCCCCGCGGUGGCCCCCUCCAGCACGGCGAACCCGGCGAUUACACCUGCUUCCAGAGCGAAUGCAGCGAUCUCGCCUGCGCGCCUACGGGGGAAAAGUUGCAGUGCGUGAAGGCGAUGAUGCAGGGGUUUGAUAUGGAAUUCAACGGCGUGGUGAUGAAGUGCGACGGCGAUACGCAGGGUUUUCCUUAUCGCUCGUGCACUUGUACUCCCGAUCCGGUGAAUUGUGAUAGUACGACUAGUACUAGUGGUGGCAGUAGUAGUGAUAGUGGUGGUAGUGAUGGUAACAGUGGGACGAUCACGACCACUGGACCUAUUGUUUCAAGUCCUACGCCACCACCGUCGUCGUCGUCAUCGUCGUCGUCGACUGCAAUCUCAAACAAUCAGGAUUCUGGGGCUGGCGUUGGCAGUCUGCUUGACCCGAGCAACAUAUCCCACACGCCAGGGGUAAGCUUUUACUACUAG